CCGAAAUUUCAUCGGCAAAGUGACAAGAGUCCGAUUCCGCAGGAGCUUCAAUGGCGGAAUCUUCGAAUCUCAUGUUGCAAGCCAGAGAAAUCCUCGCGACACCAAACCACGACGGACUCGUGAACGUUCUCGAUCGACUCACCAUGCGUCAAGAAACGGCGAUUGCUCUGUACGACUUCUGCGUCGCAAAUUUCGCGAAUUGCUUGACCCUAAAGCUUCUUCAGGUGUAUCGAUCUUCUUCCAAUGCCAUCGCUAGAUUCCAAUCGAUCUGUCUCCUCUCCGAAACUUUCGCCGAACUUAGAAACUGCAGAUUCAAACUCAAUCUCGUCGCGCUUCAAGAGAUCAAGCCCCUCUUGAUUUCAUGCUUGACAAUGCAAGAAACCCAAGUAUCUGACAUCGUUACCCUGAGAGUAAUCGUGUCUUUUGUAGCUGACAACGUUUUGAACUUAGAUAAUGGCGGAUGGGACGAGCUCAGCGAUUGUAUCCUCGAGCUUGCGAAUAGCGAGCCUAUAAAGGCUUUUCUCGUCUUCAACGAUUUGCCUCCAGUCUACGGGAGAUUCAUCUCCAGGUUUGUGAAGAAGAUCUUGGAGGAAGCAGAGAAGGUGUUGGAUAAUCUUGAGGAAGAUAACGUCGACGAUUGGAGUUUGGGUUUGGUAACUGUUGUGAAAAUGGGGAUUCAGCUUUUGGAAUUAGAGGUGGGAUCCGAGCUGAUAAAGAAUUUUCUUGAUGUUCUUGUGAAUUCAGCAACUGGUCUUGUGGAGAUUGGAAUGGAACAGUUUCUGCUACAAGCGCUUGAAUAUCUCGAGAGGUUCCUUUCACGAGACAUGAACUUGUAUCAUUACAGUGACAAGCAAUGCCAGUUUGUGUUGAACUUCAUGUUCAGGAUCAGUAAACUCGGGACACACACCAAGGAGGCUGCAAUGAAGAUCAGUGGGAUGGCUCAGUCUAGCCACAAUCAAGCCAUCAAAUUCAUGCAGCCACAGGAAAAGCCACUAGAACGUGAAUGGUCUGAUCAUUUGAAUACCUUAUCGCCGGCUAAAAUCUUGAGGAUCUUUGCGUCGAAUGUUGUUGCAGAGGGGUACAGAGAUAUGGCAAUCAGACGGCUUAACGUCUUGCUCGCAGAUCACACUUCGGGGAAGGUGAAGAUAGACGUUUCUGUGAUGAGAGAGCUCCAGCCAUUGCUCAUCUCUUGGCUUAAGGAAGACGGAGUCUCAGACAGCAUGUUCAAAGUCCUUGGUGAAGUGGUGUACCAUGUUGCAAAUGAGAUAUUAAGCUGCCAAGAGGACAAAUGGUACGAACUACGAGACUAUAUUGUAUCGAAAAGCAAAACAGAGUUCCAGAGAGCGGUUUAUAUCUUCCAGUGCUUGACAAUGUCGCUCGAGAAUGAACAUUUUGUGAUUCCUGUGAUGAAGAGUCUUCUCCCAGAGAUAAGCACGAGGUUAAACCCACCAAGAGAGUUGUUGGUAGAUAACAGUUACUGGGUCUUGACGUUUGUUGGUGCCUUCUGUGCAGCAAUUCACGUGGUAGAUAUCAAAAGCUACGCAGAAUCCGUUAAGGUGAUUGAAGAUAAGAUGAUAGAUUCGGUGAGAGAGCUCGUGGAAAGAGGAAUGGAAGUUGGACUCGUGAGGAGAGCUUUCAGAGAUGUUGAAAGCAUUGUGAAGAAACAAAAGGAAUGGUUUGGUAAGAGUCAAUACAAAUUCGUCAAGGGUCUGCUCAGGAGACUGUGUGAGAUCGAAGGCAUGAAAAUGGAGAGCAGGAUGGUGUUAUGGAGAAUCAACGUGUUUGUGGAGAGAGGAGUGGCUAAGCUGGCUAAAGAGCUCCCAGAGAGAGUGAAGUGAACCAAACAUAGGCUGCUUAAGGGUUUGUAUAGUCUCAUGCAGAGUAUAGUUUUUACUUUUUAUUAAGAAACGAUCAAUAUGAGAAAAUGAAUGUUCCCGCAUUCUACGUUUCUCUAUCCAGAUUUCUAAAUCUGAUUGAACUCAA
Eutrema salsugineum is the source of this 1983-nucleotide messenger RNA. RefSeq lists its product as uncharacterized. The transcript has a single exon. NCBI's taxonomy places the organism in Eukaryota, Viridiplantae, Streptophyta, Magnoliopsida, Brassicales, Brassicaceae. The record is from RefSeq and is a predicted model, not a curated record. Bases 51 to 1838 code for a protein of 595 amino acids.